AAGAUGUAUAAAUGCCUUGUGUAAUUAUCCCAUAAAUUGUUAUCUUUUUUUGCAGAUAUUGGAUUUGGAUGGGCUGGCAUAUUUCGAAGGUAUUUAGUAGAGCCAUCUUCAAUGUGGUGGCCUGCAAAUCUGGUUCAAGUCUCCCUAUUCAGAACACUUCAUGAGAAGGAGGAGAGACAAAAAGGAGGUGUAACGCGCUUGCAGUUCUUUCUAAUAGCUUUAACAUGCAGCUUUGGUUAUUACGUGCUUCCAGGUUAUCUUUUCCCCAUGCUGACAUCUUUUUCAUGGCUGUGCUGGAUGUUUCCUGGAUCUGUUAUUGCACAGCAAGUGGGUUCAGGCCUUCAUGGGCUAGGUCUGGGUGCUGUUGGAUUGGACUGGUCAACUAUCUCUUCAUAUCUGGGAAGUCCACUGGCCACACCCUGGUUUGCUGUAGCCAAUGUGGGCGUUGGCUUUGUGCUCAUAAUGUAUGUGAUUACACCAUUGACAUAUUGGUUUGGUGUUUAUGAUGCUAGAGUCUUCCCCAUAUUUUCCAAGGACCUCUUCACAUCUACAGGAAAAAUUUACAAUAUAUCUGCCAUAGUGGAUUCCAACCUCAAUUUGGACGUACAGGCCUAUCAGAAGUAUGGCCAGUUACAUCUGAGCACUUUUUUUGUUUUUUCUUAUAGCAUGUCCUUUGCAGCAUUGUCUGCCACGAUCAUGCAUGCACUCAUCUUCCAUGGAAAAAACAUAUGGAAUCUCAGAAUACAUACCUUCAAAGAUAAGAAAAUGGAUGUGCACUCUAGGCUCAUGAGGAAAUACAAAGCAGUACCAGAGUGGUGGUUUUUCACAAUUCUUGCCUUGACUUUAACAGUCACCAUUACAGCUUGUGAAUGGUUUAAGGAUCAGCUUCAAUUGCGGUGGUGGGGAGUGCUCCUUUCAUGUGGCCUUGCCAUAUUCUUCACUCUACCAAUUGGCAUUAUAAAGGCUACUACUGAUAAGAGCCUGGGCUUGAAUGUCAUUUCUGAAUACAUUUUUGGCUACAUCUCCCCAGGCAGACCAGUGGCCAAUAUCUCCUUCAAGAUUUUGAGUAUUAUCACCAUUGGUCAAGCCCUAACUUUUCUGCAAGACUUCAAACUUGGUCAGUACAUGAAGAUUCCUCCACGCUUCAUGUUCAUGGCACAAAUGGUAGGGACAAGUGUUGCUGCACUGGUAUACAUGGGAACAGCAUGGUGGAUGAUUGACAACGUUCCCAAUCUGUGCAAUACAGCAGUCUUACCAGAUAACAGUCCAUGGGUUUGUCCAAUGGACCAAGUGAUAUAUGAUGCAUCUGUGGUUUGGGGACUAAUCGGUCCAAGGCGAAUUUUCGGAAGCCUUGGUUUAUAUGGUGCUGUUAACUGGUCUUUCCUAAUAGGAGCCAUAGCCCCAAUGCUGGCAUGGCUUUUGCAAAAGUUGUGGCCUGAGAAAACAUGGAUAAAGUAUAUCAAUAUGCCUGUGCUUAUUGGAGCAACAUCACUUAUGCCUCCUGCCACUGCAGUGAAUUUCACUAGCUGGUUGAUUAUUGGAUUUCUUUUCAGCUUUUUGAUAUACAGAUAUCACAGACAAUGGUGGCAGAGACAUAACUAUGUGCUUUCAGCAGGACUGGAUGCAGGUUUGGCCUUCAUGGGUGUGCUUCUCUAUGUUUGUUUGGGUCUGGAGAAUGUAUCUUUGAAGUGGUGGGGAACACACUUGGAUGGUUGCCCAUUAGCUUCCUGCCCAACAGCUAAGAAUAUAUCAGUUCAUGAUUGUCCAAUGUUUGUUUAGACGAAAUAGAAAUGAAAAAAAAUUGGGUUUUAAAAGAAUCUGGUUUUUUUG
This is a messenger RNA of Cryptomeria japonica (Japanese cedar), 1830 nucleotides long. RefSeq names its product oligopeptide transporter 7. Bases 112 to 1779 code for a protein of 555 amino acids. The record is from RefSeq and is a predicted model, not a curated record. Gene Ontology annotation, biological process: transmembrane transport. NCBI's taxonomy places the organism in Eukaryota, Viridiplantae, Streptophyta, Pinopsida, Cupressales, Cupressaceae. The transcript is spliced from 5 exons. Gene Ontology annotation, molecular function: oligopeptide transmembrane transporter activity.